UUUGUAAUAAAUCAUCACGGAUGUUUGAAACUAUUCAAGAACAACUGAUGAGCUUUCGACAUAAUGACCCAAAUAAUAUUGCAAACGCGAAUUGCAACGAGUCGACAUUUGGAAACGAAGCAUCAAAUGAAGAUCUUGUAAUUAUGAAGCAACAAAUGAAGAAACUAGUAGAAACGUGUCAGACAGGAUUAGAUGACCAAGUUAGCCGCAUAGCAGAAGAUUGCAGCAGACAUUCGGAUGGAGCUCAUACAAUAACCACCAAGAAUGGUAGAUUUUUUCUUGCAAGAUGUGAAGCUGGUUGGCUUAUCCUUGCACAUCGUUUUGAUGGGAGUGUGGACUUCAACCUGGAUUGGGCAGCUUACAAACAGGGCUUUGGUGAUAUCAUGAAAGAACACUUCAUAGGAAUGGACAGCAUUGUUUCUGUAUUGCAACAAAAGAGAUACAAAGCUAGGUUUGAGCUUACAACAUGGGAGAAUGAGACACGAUAUGCAGAAUAUAAAACCUUUAACAUUAAUGAUGAAAAUGACAAAUACAGGUUAAAUAUUGAUGGGUACAGUGGUACAGCAGGUGAUUCUACAGACUGGAUUCUAUGCUAUAUUCGAAUCAUGUUCAAUUCUCCACAAAGGAAUCUGAUAACGAUGGUUCUAGUACUUCUAAUUGUGCUGUCACUUAUCGUGGACCUUAUUGGUAUGGAAACGGUUGUAAUGGUUCACAUGACUCUGUCUUUGGCAAAUACAUAA
Owenia fusiformis is the source of this 740-nucleotide messenger RNA. The record is from the annotation of a GenBank genome assembly. Lineage: Eukaryota; Metazoa; Annelida; Polychaeta; Sabellida; Oweniidae.